GGUGAAUGAUAAAGGAAGGUCGAUGAACACUAAAACAGCUUUAUUUACUGCAUGGUGUUUCGUACAUUUAUUAAGACACGGGGUUGCAAUGAAAGUCUAUGCAGCUGACUUUGUCUUUGUGCUGCUUGGCAGGUUGUUGCUGGUUCAUUGUUCACACAUACCUUUAAACUUAAUGACGGAAUUCAAUAAUGACAUCGAAAAGGAAUUUCAGCAGACUGACCUCAAUAACAAUGGCAUACUUGAUCUUCAAGAGUUUGAAACUCAGCUACAGCAGCAAGACUUAAAUAAUGACGGUUGCAUUUCUUUCAUAGAAUUUAACAGAGUUCGAAGAAGCAACCCACUUAUGUUUACUUGGGCGAUGUUUAAUCAUUUUGACCACAACCAGGAUGAUUGCCUUGAAAUAACUGAUGAAAUUGAAGAGUUCAGUGAAAUCGACAUAAAUCCUAAAGACAAUGAAUUAACUCUCAAGGAACUUGAAUCGUACUAUGACCAGCUGUAUGAGACAUUUGCUCCAAUGCUUGGAAUUAUAGAACAACCAUGAGUGUUCCUGAAUGAAGUUACACAUUUUGUGUAUUAAUACUUGAAAUAAAAGAUACCAAUGUUCCAUGUUCGAAAAGCGAA
Mercenaria mercenaria is the source of this 621-nucleotide messenger RNA. RefSeq lists its product as uncharacterized. NCBI's taxonomy places the organism in Eukaryota, Metazoa, Mollusca, Bivalvia, Venerida, Veneridae. Bases 23 to 541 code for a protein of 172 amino acids. Gene Ontology annotation, molecular function: calcium ion binding. The record is from RefSeq and is a predicted model, not a curated record. The transcript has 5 exons.